Messenger RNA from Aspergillus glaucus CBS 516.65, 818 nucleotides. RefSeq lists its product as uncharacterized. Gene Ontology annotation, biological process: regulation of transcription by RNA polymerase II. NCBI's taxonomy places the organism in Eukaryota, Fungi, Ascomycota, Eurotiomycetes, Eurotiales, Aspergillaceae. The coding region runs from base 72 to 659 and encodes 195 amino acids. The transcript is spliced from 2 exons. Gene Ontology annotation, cellular component: nucleus. The record is from RefSeq and is a predicted model, not a curated record. Gene Ontology annotation, molecular function: DNA-binding transcription factor activity, RNA polymerase II-specific; RNA polymerase II cis-regulatory region sequence-specific DNA binding.
GACUUUUCUAUUUAUUUUAUUUUAUCUUUUGUUUGCUCUCUGAAAUCGGGAUUUACAUUCCAUUCCUCGUCAUGGAAGCCCCGUACGACAAUAACACUACUGUCGCAACCAUGUCCAAUGCUGCUGGACUGGCGGAUAUCGCACACGGAACUUUCAAUCCCCUGAACCUGACUGACGAUCAGCCACAGAAGGUCAGUGUGUCAGCUGACGCCGAGUAUCCUAUAACUACAAUGAUCGACCCCGGAUGGAGCCAGCUCUUCCUGCCCAAUCAGGUUCAGGUCCAUACACGCAGCUCCAGCCACUGUGGCGAAAGGAUCCAGCAGAUCCUCCAUGACUAUCAUAGCAAUGCUGCUGCCUGCAUUGACCCUGGUCUCGGUCUAGGGCUUAUUCCACCAAUUUCAACGGAGGACCAAAAUCGAAAAGUUCACCAGGAAGCUCUCAAGGAAAGUAGCCCGACACUACAAUGUAAAUGGCAAGGCUGCACAUAUUCCAAGCCGUUCUCCCGCACGGGCGAUUUGGUACGCCACAUCAAAUCAGCACAUCUCACCCGGGGUCAAUAUCACUGCCCAUUCAAGGCUGGUUGUAAACCAUUCAACAGAAAAGAUAACCUGGCCGCUCAUAUACAAACCAGACACAAAGCUGCUUCGCGUGAGAUAUAACCAAGGAGAUUAUUAUUGCUUUUGUCUAUUAAAUUAGACCUAUGUAUUUAACAUUCAUCGUUACAAUGUGGAAGUCGAAUGUUUUAUCAGAAAAGAAUGUGCAGUUUGGUGGUUAUGUGAUGUUAGACGCAUAAUGUAUUGUGGCGUUGUGUACACCCC